Molecule: messenger RNA, 1302 nt
Organism: Phoenix dactylifera (date palm)
Lineage: Eukaryota; Viridiplantae; Streptophyta; Magnoliopsida; Arecales; Arecaceae
Product: phosphoglycerate mutase-like protein AT74H
Molecular function (GO): catalytic activity
Source: RefSeq, a predicted model, not a curated record
CCUAUCCCUACAAGACUAUGAUAAACCGGGAUAAUACUAUACACACGGCGAUCCGAUAACCGCCCAUGGUGGCCCUCCUGGCCUCGUGGCCGCUCCCUUCUUCCUCCUCUCGCUUCCGCUGCUGCGAGGACUCUCUCAGCAGCGGCAGGGUGGCGCCUCCGAGCCGGUUCCCGGAGCGGGCGGCGGCGGCGGGGGGGACCGUCCCGCGGCCGCGGCGCAUCAUCCUUGUCCGCCACGGCGAGAGCGAGGGGAACGUGGAUGAGAGCGUCUACACCCGGGUGCCGGACCCCAGGAUCGGGCUCACAGCUCGAGGGUGGCAGGAGGCGGAGGCGUGCGGUGUCCGGAUACGGGAACUCGUCUCUGGCGACGGCGCCGACGACUGGAAGGUCUACUUCUAUGUCUCCCCCUACCGCCGGACCCUCGAGACGCUCCGCGGCAUCGGCCUGGCGUUCAAGCCCUCCCGAAUCGCUGGGGUCAGGGAGGAACCUCGCCUCCGAGAGCAGGAUUUUGGAAAUUUUCAAGACAGGGAGAAAAUGCGAAUUGAGAAAGACAUUCGUCUUCGCUAUGGCCGUUUUUUCUACCGUUUUCCCAAUGGGGAGUCGGCUGCUGAUGUUUAUGAUCGAAUAACAGCUUCAUAUUUAUGCAGUGUUACUGCUACAGGCUUUAGGGAGACCCUGAGGGCGGAUAUUGACAUUGGCCGCUUUCAGCCUCCUGGUGAACAAUCACCAAACAUGAACAUAGUGAUCGUAUCACAUGGCCUGACUUUGCGAGUUUUUCUGAUGAGAUGGUACAAGUGGACUGUAGAGCAGUAUGAGGGCCUGCAUAAUAUUGACAAUGGAGGAAUGCUGGUUAUGCAAACGGGUAGUGGUGGAAGGUACAGCCUACUCGUGCAUCACAGUGUUGAGGAGCUUCAAGCAUUUGGUCUGUCAGAACCGAUGCUAAAUGAUCAGAUGUGGUACUGGAUGGCAAAAGACUGCAAAACCUGGUGAACUGAAUUAUAAUUUUUUGACAAAUGGACCUGCGUUCUUUGGACAUUUUUGACUGGAAAUUUGGACUGUUUGGAAAGGAAAAAGGCCUACAGUUUCAUUUGCAGCCAUAUGACUAUCAAGCUUGGAUCCUUGAAGCUUUGUCCGACAGAUAUUUUUGCCGCAUGCACCUGUUCCUCUCAAUAGUGAUUGGAAUUGCCCUGACAGAUGUCUUGAAGCACAGAAAUUCAUAAUUUUGUAAAGUGUAAAAAAAUAAAUGUCACGAUGAGAAAUGCUAUAAUGAAAUCGUUGUUGCAAUCUAAUGGUGUUUUGUAUA